Messenger RNA from Gekko japonicus, 2434 nucleotides. It is a transcript of the gene BRD9, whose product is annotated as bromodomain containing 9. Gene Ontology annotation, cellular component: nucleus. The record is from RefSeq and is a predicted model, not a curated record. NCBI's taxonomy places the organism in Eukaryota, Metazoa, Chordata, Lepidosauria, Squamata, Gekkonidae. The coding region runs from base 1 to 1821 and encodes 606 amino acids. Gene Ontology annotation, biological process: regulation of transcription by RNA polymerase II. The transcript is spliced from 17 exons.
AUGGAAGAUUAUGUGGAUAAACCCCUGGAAAAGCCAUUGAAACUGGUACUGAAAGUCGGAGGCAGUGAAGUGACUGAACUUUCAGGAUCAGGACAUGAUUCCAGUUAUUACGAUGACCGAUCGGACCACGAGCGAGAGCGACAUAAGGAAAAGAAGAAGAAGAAGAAAAAGAAGUCAGAUAAAGAGAAAGAAAAGCAUCUUGAUGAUGAGGAGAGACGGAAAAGAAAGGAAGAGAAGAAAAGAAAAAGAGAGAAGGAACUGUGUGACACAGAGGGUGAGACCGAUGAUUUUGAUCCUGGGAAAAAAGUAGAGGUUGAUCCACCUCCUGAUCGUCCAGUCCGGGCCUGUAGAACUCAGCCUGCAGAAAACGAGAGCACGCCUAUCCAGCAGUUAUUGGAACAUUUUCUUCGCCAGUUACAAAGGAAAGAUCCUCAUGGGUUUUUUGCUUUCCCAGUCACAGAUGCCAUUGCUCCUGGCUAUUCCAUGAUAAUAAAGCAUCCCAUGGACUUUGGCACUAUGAAAGAUAAAAUUGCAAACAAUGAAUACAAGUCAGUAACGGAAUUCAAGGCAGACUUUAAACUGAUGUGUGACAACGCAAUGACGUACAACAGACCGGAUACCGUGUACUACAAACUGGCCAAGAAGAUCCUCCACACGGGCUUCAAGAUGAUGAGCAAAGCAGCGCUCUUGGGCGAUGAAGACACGGCUGUCGAGGAGCCUGUGCCCGAAGUGGUUCCCGUGAAUGUAGAGACCACCAAGAAAUCCAAAAAGCCAAGUAAAGAAGUGAUUAGUUGUAUAUUUGAACCGGAGGGGAAUGCCUGCAGCUUGACAGACAGCACAGCGGAAGAGCACGUCCUGGCUUUGGUGGAACACGCAGCAGACGAGGCUCGGGACAGGAUCAGCCGAUGUCUUCCAAACAGCAAGAUUGGCUACUUGAAAAAGAAUGGGGAUGGUUCUUUGGUCUUCAGCGUAGUCAAUCCAUCAGAUCCAGAAGUGGAAGAGGAGGAAACCCAUCCAGUGGAUCUGAGUUCUCUCUCAAGUAAACUGUUGCCUGGUUUCACGGCGCUGGGGUUUAAAGAUGAAAGGAGGCACAAAGUUACCUUUCUUUCAAGCAACAAUUCAGGUCUUUCGAUGCAAAACCACUCUGUAUUUCAUGACCUGAAAGCAGAUGAAAUGGAACUGCUGUAUUCAGCAUACGGCGAUGAAACUGGAAUCCAGUGUGCCUUAAGCUUGCAAGAAUUUGUGAAAGAUUCCGGAAGCUACAGCAAAAAAAUAGUGGACGACUUGCUGGAUCAGAUUACUGGAGGCGAUCACUCAAAAACCAUCUAUCAACUAAAGCAGAGGAGAAACAUUCCGGUGAAGCCACCAGAUGAAGUCAAGGUUCCACCAGUGCUCAUAAAGGAAGAACACAAAUUGCGCAAUACCUGCCCAGAUGCUCCCAAGCAAAGCGCGAUUGGAGAAUCCAUUGGAGACAGUACUAGUUCCGUUUUGGAUUUUCUGUCUAUGAAGCCAUACGAUGUAUCACUUGAGAUAUCCAUGUUGAGCUCCUUGGGUAAAGUAAAGAAGGAACUCGAGCACGAUGACAGUCACUUACACUUGGACGAAACGACUAAGCUCCUGCAGGAUCUUCACGAGGCUCAGACCGACCGGGUAGGAUCCAGGCCUUCCUCCAACCUCAGUUCCCUCUCUAACGCUUCCGAAAGAGAUCAGCAUCACCUAGGAAGUCCCUCUCACCUAAGUGUAGAAGAACAACAGGACAUGGUCCAUGACCCCUAUGAAUUUCUUCAGUCUCCAGAACCUACAAAUGCCAACAACAACUAGUCUCAUGCGUGCUGUUUAUGUCUUGAAACUAGCAUGUUAUAUAGCGUUCCAUCAGAUAGUAUGCAUUUCAAUGUGUUCUCUUUGUGUGUGAGGACUGCUAUGUAAUAAUGUGUGUGCACAUUUGUAAAUUGUACUCCCAUAGCUAGUAGUAUCAUGGUAUUCACACCAUGCCUCAUGCAAUACGUUCUGGAAACAGUUGCGUACGAUAACUCUAAAGGCCACAGAUGCAAAUUACGUAUUUAAGAAACCGUAUUAAAAAAUGCUAACCUGCUGUCUAUCAUGCUGUCAGUCAUGGAAAGUUUUAUACUACGGCCAUACAGAAGCUUCUCCAAGGGACUAAGUCCCAGAAUGACAGCUGCCUUCCUGGUCUCUCUUCUCCUCAGAGUUGCUCAUUGUCGAGAUUGUCCAGACAAAGUCAUGAACACUUCAGAACUUCUUAAUUUUGCAUGCAAAAAUACAUGCCAUAAAACCGAGGACUUCUUCACUACCAGAAAUUCAGUCUCUGCCAAAUUAUCCACAUUCUAAGUGUUGUAUAUAUGAGUACACUUGUACCUGUAUAAAGGGGCAAAUGUUUGUGUAGUUUUUAAAUGAAGUAUUUGAAAUUUGAUAUAGA